GACUUCAGAAAUUUUAACGGGUAGCUUAUUUAAGGUAUGUAAGUGAUUAAAAAUCUUUACAAAUGUCUGCAACGGCGAGAUCGAGUAUCUUAUCGACGAAGGUGGUACAGCUCUGUGCCAAACAGAACCAUUCCAUUGGUGUAUGUGGGGCAAGAUUUGCUCCCAUUGGAAAAUUUGCAGGCCUUGUUUCCAGUUUCGCGUCUCGUCGCUUCUACUCCGAGAAUGGCUCGGGAGCAAAAGACAAGAAGCUGUUUACCCCUGGCCCUCUGGGCACCAGCCCCACAGUUAAGCAGGCCAUGCUGAGAGACCUGGGCUCUAGAGAUGUGGAGUUUGUAGAAACCGUCCGUUAUAUCAGAUCAAAGCUCACCAAAAUUGCAGGAGUAUCUUCGAGUGAGUUCACCUGUAUACCUGUCCAGGGUAGUGGGACAUACGGUGUGGAGGCUGUGUUCCAGAGUACUGUUCCUAGGCAGAACGGCAAGGUUCUUGUUUUUGAAAAUGGAGCAUAUGGCAAGCGUCUGGCCAAAAUCUGUGAGAAAAUGGGAGUGGAUCAUCAUGUGGAGUCUUUCCCCGAGGACGACUUCAUUGACUUCAGCCGGGUGCAAGACAUCGUCAAGGCAGAUAACUCCUUCACAAAUGUGGCAGCAGUUCACUGUGAAACAAGCUCAGGAGUUAUCAACCCUGUUGAUCAGAUUGGAGGACUGGUGGAGACCUACCUACCCAAUGCGACUUGUUUCGUGGAUGCGAUGAGCAGCUUUGGUGCAGUUCCUAUCGACGUUGCAGCCUCGGGUAUUGACUACAUUGUCAGCUCAGCCAACAAGUGUGUGGAGGGUGUCCCUGGUUUUGCUUAUGUCAUAGCUCGAAUCGAGAAACUGCGCAAGUGCAAAGGAUUUUCCCGAAGUCUGAGUCUGGACCUUGUUGACCAGUAUGAAACUCUGGAGACAACCGGUCAGUUCCGGUUUACUCCCCCAACUCAUGCCAUGCUGGCAUUUAGACAGGCUCUGGAUGAACUGGAACUGGAAGGAGGAGUCAGAGGCAGGGCUAGUAGGUAUCGUGAAAACCGAGAAAUCCUGAAAGAAGGGAUGGCAAAGCUAGGAUUUAAGGAACUACUUGAUGACCGACACGAUGGAUACAUCAUCACAUCCUAUCACUAUCCCAAAGAUCCUAAAUUCUCUUUCAAGGACUUCUACACUAGGCUCAAUGACAAAGAUCAGGUGAUCUACCCAGGUAAAGUGUUGAAUGCAGACUGUUUCCGGAUAGGUAACAUAGGUUACCUGAAGCCUGCGGACAUGAAGCACCUAAUGGUGUGUGUGGAGGAGGUGUGCAAGGAUAUGGGUCUGAAGAUGCCGCUGGACAGUGAGGGAUAGUUGGGUUGAGGUGGGAUACUGUUCUGCUGGGACGUUAAGCAAUGAGGGAUUAUGUGGUACAGUAUAGUACAUUUAGGCAAAAAAUUUUGAUAGAUAUUGUCCUGCUUGGACUUUAGGCAGUGAGGUAUAAAUGUGGUGUAUUUAGGCAACAAAUUAUGAGGGAUAUUGUUAUGCUGGGACAUUAAACAAUAAGGGAUAAUGUGGUACAUUUAGGCCACAAAUUAUGAGGGAUAUUGUCCCGCUGGGACAAUAGGCAAUGAGGGAUAAUGU
Molecule: messenger RNA, 1634 nt
Organism: Liolophura sinensis
Lineage: Eukaryota; Metazoa; Mollusca; Polyplacophora; Chitonida; Chitonidae
Product: 2-aminoethylphosphonate--pyruvate transaminase-like
Biological process (GO): organic phosphonate catabolic process
Molecular function (GO): 2-aminoethylphosphonate:pyruvate transaminase activity
Source: RefSeq, a predicted model, not a curated record